This is a messenger RNA of Ipomoea nil (Japanese morning glory), 1899 nucleotides long. RefSeq names its product zinc finger BED domain-containing protein RICESLEEPER 2-like. Gene Ontology annotation, molecular function: DNA binding. The transcript is spliced from 5 exons. Lineage: Eukaryota; Viridiplantae; Streptophyta; Magnoliopsida; Solanales; Convolvulaceae. The record is from RefSeq and is a predicted model, not a curated record. Bases 1 to 1899 code for a protein of 632 amino acids.
AUGGAAAAUGUUAGUGGUCUAUCUGGAACUGGAACCCAACCUGAGUUGGAAGCACCAGCUGUAGAGACUGUUACUCCUCAGUCUCAGCAGUCUUUGCCUCCACUUGUUCUAAAGAAAAGGAAAGGGGUUGAAACCACUAGAUCUCUAGUUUGGGAUCACUUUGAAAAGAUCAAAGACUCUGAGGGCAUUACCAUCAAAGGAAAAUGUAUAUAUUGUGCAAAAGUGUAUGCAUGUGAGACCAAGAAACAUGUGACUUCUUCUCUAAGGAAUCACAUUGUAAGCUGCCUUAAAAAUCCUCACUCUAAGGAGACAAGGCAGUCCAUGCUUACAUUCCAACCUGCACCUUCUUCUGCUGGAACUCAAAGUAGUGAAGGAAUUGAAGGGGUGUUGGAGUGGAAGCUACAAAAGAAAAUCAUUUCAUUUGUUCCUAUUUAUUCCCACAAGGGGGAAAAUAUUGCAAAGGCUUUAGAAAGUUGCCUCUUAUACUGGGGUCUAAAAUCAGUGUUUAGUGUGACAUUAGAUAAUGCUUCCAGCAAUGACACUGCCCUAGGAUUCUUGAAGAAGAAGUUGGUCUCUUGGGGUUGUACUACUGUUAGGUGUAAGUAUUUGCACAUGAGGUGCAUUGUUCACAUCCUUAACUUGGUGGCACAGGAUGGGUUGAAAGAAUGUGACAGUUCUGUUAAGAAAGUUAGAGAUGCUAUUAGGUAUGUGAGGAGCUCACCUGCUAGGUUACAAAAGUUUAGAGAUCUAGCUGAUCUAAUUUGGGUGGAAGCUAAGAAUUCUUUGUGUCUAAAUGUUCCUACAAGGUGGAAUUCCACCUAUAUGACGCUUAAUACUGCAUUAUUGUUUCAGAAGGUAUUUGAAGCCUAUGAAGAUCAUGACAGUUCAUUUAAAUCUGAUUUGGGUGGAAGUGUACCUGAUUUCAUGGAUUGGGAAUCCAUUCAAUCUUUGGUUAAGAUUCUGAAAUCUUUUUAUGAAAUGAUUGUUAGGAUUUCUGGUUCAUUGUAUGUGACUUCUAAUACCUUCUUCUAUGAGGUUUCUGAUCUGUCUUGCUUGUUGAAAAAUAUGGAGGAAGCUACAGAAGAUAGUGUUAAAGUGAUGGGUAAAAAUAUGAGGGCAAAAUUUGAUAAGUAUUGGGGUGAGCUAGAAAAAAUGAAUUUUUUGAUAUUCUAUGCAAAUAUCUUAGAUCCCAGGGACAAAAUUGAGUAUAUGCCCAUUCAGUUUAACCAGUUAUAUGGUGAGGACAAGGGUAAAGCAAUGUUUGAUAAGGUUAUUGUUGGCCUUAAGGAGUUGUUUCAAGAUUAUGUUGCAUGUUUCCCUUUCCAGUCUGUUGAACAAUAUGACAAAUCUUCUCCCUCAAUAACAAUAUCUGAUUCUGUUUCUGGUGGGAGACCUCAAUCAUUACUGAAAUCUCAAAUUAAGAAGCAAAAAUUGGAGAGUGGAGAUUUGUCUAGGAAAAAAACUGAGUUGGAAGUGUAUCUCUCUGAGGUUAUUGUGGAUGAUGAGGAUUCUUUUGACCUUCUAAGAUGGUGGAAGCAACAAUCUGAAAGUACCAGUAGAAGGGUACUAGAUGCCUUUAGGAGUUCCCUAACUCCUAGAAUUAUUGAGGCACUGGUGUGUGCACAUGAUUGGCUAAGGUUAGCCAAUCAACCUAUCUAUGUUGAAGAAAACAUUGAUGAUGUUGAAAGGAUUGAGAAAGAGUUGUGCAGCACAUCCAGCACUGGAGUUGGAUCUUCACUGCCUACAAUUCUUGUAUUGUAUCAUGUAUGUGCAUCAAUGAUUCAAAUCAAUGUCCCUCAUGAGGUUGGGAACUGGAAAACUGGAAAGUGCUCAUGGCUAGGUAACAUUUUAAAUGUUGCUGCUAUUAAGCUCAGGUAUCAGUAUAAGUAUUCACUGUGA